This is a messenger RNA of Chiroxiphia lanceolata (lance-tailed manakin), 2511 nucleotides long. RefSeq names its product astrotactin-2-like. Gene Ontology annotation, biological process: neuron migration; neuron cell-cell adhesion. NCBI's taxonomy places the organism in Eukaryota, Metazoa, Chordata, Aves, Passeriformes, Pipridae. The record is from RefSeq and is a predicted model, not a curated record. The transcript is spliced from 16 exons. The coding region runs from base 1 to 2511 and encodes 836 amino acids.
AUGGCCGCUCCGCCGCGCCGCGGGGCCGCCGCUCCACCCCCGGUGCUGCCGGUGCUGCUGAUGCUGCUGCUGAUGCUGCCGCCGCCGGCGGUGCCUCUCGGCGGCGGGCCCGGCGCGGCGGCGUCGCGGGAGCCCCCCGGCCCCUGCCGGGUGAAGACGGUGACGGUGUCCACGCUGCCGGUGCUCCGGGAGAACGACAUCAGCUGGAGCGGAGCCCCGCCGCCCGCCGCCGCCGCCGAGUCCCGCCUGCUGCUCUUCGUCCGCAGCGAGCUGCCCGGCCGCGUCGCCGUGCAGGACGAUCUGGACAACACCGAGCUGCCCUUCUUCACCCUCGAGAUGUCGGGGACCGUGGCUGACAUCUCGCUGGUGCACUGGAAGCAGCAGUGGCUGGAGAACGGCACCCUGUACUUCCACGUCUCCAUGAGCAGCGCCGAGCAGCUCUCCCGGGCCACCCCCCCCAGCCUCCAGGAGCCCUCGGAGAUAGUGGAGGAGCAGAUGCACAUUCUUCAUAUCUCAGUCAUGGGCGGGCUGAUCGCGCUGCUGCUGCUCCUCCUGGUGUUCAUGGUGGCCCUGUACGCCCAGCGGCGCUGGCACAAGCGCCGCCGCAUCCCGCAGAAGAGCGCCAGCACCGAGGCCACCCACGAGAUCCACUACAUCCCCUCGGUGCUGCUGGGCCCCCAGGCCCGAGAGAGCUUCCGCAACUCCCGCCUCCAGGCCCACAACUCCGUCAUCGGGGUGCCCAUCCGAGAGACCCCCAUCCUGGACGACUACGAGGACGAGGAGGAGGAGGAGACCCCGCGGCAGGCAGAGCCCAGCACCAGGGAGGACGAGUUUGGCAGCCAGGUGACACGGACACUGGAGAGCCUGGGGCGGGGCGGGGAGGAGAAACCCGACUACGAAAAGAAAGCUCCCGAGGUGACGCAGGAGACGGUGGAAUCCCUGAUGCAGAAGUUCAAGGAGAGCUUCCGCACCAACACGCCCAUCGAGAUCGGGCAGCUCCAGCCCGCGCUGCGCAGCACGUCCGUGGGGAGACGGAAACGCCGGAGCCGCCCCCGAGGUGGGAUCGGGUUUGGACGUGCCAAAGGAAACUCUGGCUCAGAGGCAGAUGAUGAAACCCAGCUCACCUUCUACACGGAGCAGUAUCGGAGUCGGAGACGAAGCAAAGGUUCCAUGAAGAGCCCUGUCAACAAGACAGCCCUGACCCUGAUUGCAGUCAGCUCCUGCGUGCUGGCCGUGGUCUGUGGCUCGCAGCUCUCCUGCCCGCUGACCGUCAAGGUGACUCUGCACGUACCUGAGCACUUCAUCGCCGACGGCAGCAGCUUCGUUGUGAGCGAGGGGAGCUAUUUGGACAUCUCUGACUGGCUUAAUCCAGCCAAGCUGUCCCUGUACUAUCAGAUCAAUGCCACGUCCCCCUGGGUGAGAGACCUCUGUGGACAGAGGACCACUGAUGCCUGUGAGCAGCUCUGUGACCAAGACACAGGAGAGUGCAGCUGCCACGAAGGGUACGCCCCAGACCCCGUCCACCGGCACUUGUGUGUGCGCAGUGACUGGGGACACAGCGAAGGGCCGUGGCCCUACACAACGCUGGAGCGGGGAUAUGACCUGGUCACAGGAGAGCAGGCACCAGAGAAGAUACUCAGGUCUACCUAUAGUUUGGGUCAAGGGCUGUGGCUUCCAGUCAGUAAGAGCUUCGUGGUGCCCCCUGUGGAGCUUUCCAUCAAUCCUCUUGCCAGCUGCAAGACAGAUGUUCUGGUGACGGAAGAUCCAGCAGAUGUCAGGAGCGUGCUGCAUUCCUCCAGACCUUUCAUUAGUCUGACACCUUUGGCUCAGAGGUCGCUUGUCUUGAAGAGUUUAAUGGAAGGAAAUUGCAGAAAGCCUGGCUUGGAGAAAACAAGUGAUGAAGUCUUUACAACUCAGAGGGCUAAAGGUUCAAAUGUGGCCCUGUGUUUUUAUGAAGAUGCUGAAGACUGCAGAGGGGCAGGAACCCAGCAGAAGGCGAAGGAAGAAGCGAUGCUGUCCACCUACUUCGAAACCAUCAAUGACUUGCUCUCCUCCUUCGGGCCGGUCCGGGACUGUUCCCGCAACAACGGCGGCUGCACCCGCAACUUCAAGUGUGUUUCGGAUCGCAAGGUGGACUCCACGGGCUGUGUGUGCCCCGAGGACCUCCGACCCAUGAAGGAUGGCACCGGUUGCUAUGACUACUCCAAAGGGAUCGACUGCUCAGAUGGCUUCAACGGGGGCUGUGAGCAGCUCUGUCUCCAGCAGACCCUCCCUCUGCCCCACGACCCCUCGUCCAGCACCAUCUUCAUGUUCUGUGGGUGCGUGGAGGAGUACAAGCUGGCCCCAGAUGGGAAGUCCUGCCUGAUGCUCUCUGACAUCUGCGAGGGCCCCAAGUGCCUGAAGUCGGAUGCCAAGUUCAACGACACCCUUUUUGGGGAGAUGCUUCAUGGCUAUAACAAUAGGACCCAGCAUGUCAACCAAGGCCAGGUGUUCCAGAUGACUUUCAGGUAG